Messenger RNA from Paraphaeosphaeria sporulosa, 1162 nucleotides. RefSeq lists its product as uncharacterized. Bases 149 to 1006 code for a protein of 285 amino acids. The record is from RefSeq and is a predicted model, not a curated record. The transcript has a single exon. Lineage: Eukaryota; Fungi; Ascomycota; Dothideomycetes; Pleosporales; Didymosphaeriaceae.
GUUUUCGUUUGCGAGUCAACCGUCACGCCGAGCCGCCAGUUCUACUUCUCACUAGGAUACAUUAACUAAUCUAGAUCCUCUAUCUUCGAUCUCACGACCACUCGCACACACUCGUUCUUACUCGCGCCGAGGCCAGCUCACGCAAGACAUGCUCGUUCGAUCAAGCCAUCCCCUCCCUUCGAGGCUAAUCACUACCGACAUGUCCAUCCUGGACGUCCGAGCCGUAACGACAGGCUCCGACCAGCCGCGUCCCACACCCUCUUCAACCUCCCGAGGAAACCCAAUAGCGACCGACCUGCACGACUACAAACUGGGUCCCAUGUGUGAGGGCUCACCUUGCUUUAAAGACUCGGACUGCGAUUCGUGGUUGACAUGCAACCGUUUUGAUGCGCACUGCAGGAGCAGGGAGUCAACUCUAUCGUUGACAACAGGUGACAGCGGAACCGGAGUUACGAGCUUGGCUAGCACCACGGUUGCAGCUCCUUCGAGUGAACAUACAAUUGCGAUUCCGAGUCCGACGAUGACUUCUUGGCCUACGAGCACGAGAGGGGAUACUACGCUCCCGACGCUCCCGUCCCCAGUGGCAAACUCGACCUCUAUUAUCACCUCAACUUCAACUUCAAUUUCAAUCACAACCUCAACAUCUACACCAACACCAACCCCCUCUCCAGCGCCAACCUCUGCACGCAACCGUGUCCUAAUUUACAUCGCCAUGCCCCUUACCUUUGUCCCCCUCUUAGUGCUCGCCCUCAUAUGCUUUAUUCGCUGGAGCAGGACCCACCGCAAACCAAUAACCUUGGACGCUUCGCCCGCGGCGCAGACACCGACGCGAAGCAGACUGCCGCCGGCAGGUUUUGGUGAGAAUGAGGGCGUGUGGACGGUAAGGGGACAUCGGGAGUAUCGCAGGAGUGGGGGGACGGUGCCGAGCAGGGGACGUGUACGUGUGAGUGCUGGGACUGUGACGAGCAGAAGGGGUGUGCAAUUGAAUAGAGGACAGAAGAUUUAGAGGGCGAACGCGUAGUUGGGUGAGCAAGGCCCGGAUUAUCGAGGGACAUGGUCGUUCAAGUAAUCGGGAUAUGAAAAUGCAGACUACAUGGUCUAGCUUAUCUAAAGGUACAGGGUUUGAGAAGGGAAUAAAAUCAUGAAAAUCACGCUCUAUAAC